AUGCCAUACGCCUUAUCUGAUGCCCACAAGAAGAUGGUUUCUGCUCAUUUGAGCGAAAGUGACCCUGAGGUUGAACAAAUCAUCAAGGAUGAAAUUGAUAGACAAAAGCACUCCAUUGUUUUGAUUGCUUCGGAAAAUUUUACCUCUACUUCUGUUUUCGAUGCUUUGGGAACCCCAAUGUGUAACAAGUACUCUGAAGGUUAUCCAGGAGCUCGUUAUUACGGUGGUAACGAGCACAUCGACCGUAUGGAAUUGCUGUGUCAAAAGAGAGCGUUGAAGGCCUUCAAUCUUACCCCAGAUAGAUGGGGCGUGAAUGUUCAAACUUUAUCCGGUUCCCCAGCCAAUUUACAAGUUUACCAAGCCUUAAUGAAACCACAUGAAAGAUUGAUGGGGCUCUACUUGCCAGAUGGUGGUCAUUUAUCCCAUGGUUACGCUACUGAGAACAGAAAAAUCUCCGCAGUUUCCACGUACUUUGAGUCGUUUCCAUAUAGAGUUGACCCAGCUACUGGUAUCAUUGAUUAUGACACUUUGGAAAAGAACGCUUUGUUGUACAGACCAAAAAUCUUGGUUGCUGGUACUUCUGCUUACUGUCGUUUGAUAGAUUACAAGAGAAUGAGAGAAAUUGCCGACAAGUGCGGUGCUUAUUUGAUGGUUGACAUGGCUCAUAUUUCUGGUUUGAUUGCCGCUGGUGUCAUCCCAUCUCCGUUCGAGUACGCUGAUAUUGUUACUACCACCACACACAAAUCUUUAAGAGGUCCAAGAGGUGCUAUGAUCUUUUUCAGAAGAGGUGUUAGAAACGUCAAUCCAAAGACAGGUAAAGAAGUCAUCUACGAUUUGGAAAACCCUAUCAACUUUUCUGUUUUCCCAGGUCAUCAAGGUGGCCCACAUAACCACACUAUCUCAGCUUUAGCAACCGCUUUGAAACAAGCCAACACGCCAGAAUUCAAAGAAUAUCAACAGCAAGUUUUAGAAAAUGCAAAGGCUUUGGAAGAAGAAUUCAAAAAAUUGGGUUACAGACUAGUUUCUGAUGGUACUGAUUCUCACAUGGUCCUUGUGUCAUUGAGGGAACAAGGUGUUGAUGGUGCUCGUGUUGAAUACGUUUGCGAAAAUAUCAAUAUCGCUUUAAACAAAAACUCUAUUCCAGGCGAUAAAUCUGCUUUGGUCCCGGGUGGUGUUCGUAUUGGUGCCCCAGCUAUGUCUACUAGAGGUAUGGGAGCAGAAGAUUUCCACAGAAUUGUUCAAUACAUUGAUAAGGCCGUUAAGUACGCUGGUGCCACUCAAAAAUCAUUACCAAAGGAGGCAAACAGAUUGAAGGACUUUAAAGCCAAGAUUGAUGAAGGUUCUGAAGAGUUGACAAACUUGAAGCAAGAAAUUUACAACUGGGCUGGUGAAUUCCCAUUACCAGUGUAA
Messenger RNA from Zygotorulaspora mrakii, 1410 nucleotides. It is a transcript of the gene SHM2, whose product is annotated as glycine hydroxymethyltransferase SHM2. The transcript has a single exon. Gene Ontology annotation, molecular function: zinc ion binding; cobalt ion binding; serine binding. The record is from RefSeq and is a predicted model, not a curated record. Bases 1 to 1410 code for a protein of 469 amino acids. NCBI's taxonomy places the organism in Eukaryota, Fungi, Ascomycota, Saccharomycetes, Saccharomycetales, Saccharomycetaceae. Gene Ontology annotation, cellular component: cytoplasm. Gene Ontology annotation, biological process: folic acid metabolic process; tetrahydrofolate interconversion; L-serine catabolic process.